UUUUGGUGGGACAUUUAUUUAGGUUAUGCUACGGGUUCAUCUGUAAAAUUAUUGUUUCCACGUAUUUUUUAGUGAAUUGUGUCGGUAGUUCGAAAUUAACACCGCUUAUCAGCUGUCCCAUGCGUCAAAACUGUCACUUGUGAUAUGUCAUUUUUGACACGUAUUUUGUAUGUAUACAAAUAGUUGAUUUUUUUAGUAAUAAUAUGUGAAAAUGGCCUUAUUAGACGACGAUUCAGCAUGGAUACAAGAGUUAGAAACGGCUUUGAUAGAAGAAUGUUCAGCCACGGAUGUUUAUUGCAUUUGUAAGGGUAAACCAUUGCCUACAGAAGUCAGGGCUGAAGUCUGGCAAAUAUGUUUGGACGUACGAGACAAGGGGAAUCAACUGGAGCAAUUCAACGAAAUUUUCGACCUAACCAACCAGAAUUUAUUGAGAGAAGACAUAACAAACUUUGUUUCAAACCUGGGGAAUGAUGAGGAGGAUAAAUUGUGUGUUAUUUCCGACUUAGAGUCAAUUUUAACCUUCUAUUGUAAAAGUAGGAAUUUGGAGUACACGCAAAAUAACGGUUGGGUUGAGUUGUUGUUGCCGAUAUUAACACUUAAAGUCCCCAAAGGGGUUACUUAUAAUUUAUUUGAGGCUAUAAGAGAUACUUAUGUACCGCAAAGUUGCCAUAAAGAUGGCAAUGCUUUUCACAUUUUAAGGUUACUGUUGUUAUACCACGACCCCGAGUUGUGUUCCUUUUUGGACACCAAGAGAAUCACCCCCGAGAAUUAUUGUUUGACAUGGUUUCAAUCUUUAUUUGCCGCUACUUGUUCGCUAGAAGUAGUCAUUAACAUGUGGGACUAUUAUUUCCAGCAGUCAGACCCGUUCUUUAUAUUCUUUUUGUCGCUUAUCAUGGUAGUCAACGCGAGAGAUCAAAUCGUUUCGAUGACGAACGAAUCAAGGGAUAAAAUAAUCGCGAGCCUUUCAAACAUGCCGUGCGGGCUCGAAGCCGAUGACGUCAGCGAUUUUUGCUCGCUGGCUCAAUACUACGCGCUCAAAACUCCGGUCUCUUUCCGCACCGACCUCAUGCAGACGUUGUACCAACCCAAGAACGAGAAAUCCCAGUACGUGUCGCAGGCGCUGUGUCUGCCCGUCUCCGUGCACGAACUGGUCGAGAAUACUGCGCAGGAAACGAAGAACGUCGACGCGGUCAGAUUUUUCCUGGUCGACUGCCGGCCCGUGGAGCAGUACAACGCCGGGCAUCUGCCCACGGCUUUUCACUUGGACUGCAACUUGAUGCUGCAGGAGCCCAGCGCGUUUGCCACGGCGGUGCAGGGAUUGCUCUCCGCGCAGAAGCAAGCCUUGGCGCACAAUUCCAGCGCAGGUGGCGAACAUUUAUGUUUCUUGGGUUCCGGUAGAAACGAAGAGGACCAGUAUACCCACAUGGUCGUCGCUUCUUUCCUGCAAAAACACACCCAAUACGUUUCGUUGCUUACGGGGGGUUACAUAGCGAUUCACAAGUACUUUUCCGACAAUUUGGAGGGUUGUCUGCAAGAUCACAGCCCAAAGAAUUGCAUAGUCUGCGGGCCUACGUACAAAAUGUUACCGCAAAGUGUCAAAUCCGGGCAGAGUACGGAUUUGUUUGGUAAAAUAUCUGCCGCUAUGAAAAGCAAGUCCGUUGAGGUGAAGGAUAAGUUGUUUGAUUAUAUUGUCAAUCCUAACAACAGCAGUCCUGUACAGGAAAGGCACGUUUCCAGUAGCGAUAAGUUGGGGAAGCGGUACAGAGAUGUCGCUCCUGUUUUUAGCAUCGACGAUGAUAAUGACAACUUUGCCAGUGUGCAGCAGGAAGAGGCGGAAGAUGACCAUGAGUUAGUCCAAAUUCAAAGUUGUCUGAAGUCCCCUGGAGUCAUAGAGCACUUCCCGUGUCAGGAAGUCAAACUGAAUGGUUUCAUGUACAGCAGUCACUUAAUAGUAACAGCCACCGAGUUGGUGGUGCUUCGCGAAGUUCCUAAUAGAAAGGGCACCGCCGAGGUUAUAGUGAAGCGCCCUCUGUCCGCCAUAGUGAAAAUCACCGCUCGGAAGAGGCACCCGGAGUUGAUAACCUUCAAAUACGGUGUUCCCGAGGGGGAGAACUUGAAAAUCUCGGAUAUGGAUAGGUUUUUAAUACCCAAUGCGGAUAAAGCCACCAAAGUCGUGUCCGAUCAGAUACUUAAGCAGCUGCAAAGCAAAGAUUAAAGCUUUUUCGUUGUUGUUUUUAGCUUAAUUUAUUAUUCUCGAAAAACAAAUUAUAUAGAGGAUUAAGUGAAAUAUUUUUAUCGUCUUUUAAAUAAUAUAUUAUAUAUUUAUCUUAAUACUUGUUAAUUAAAUGCAAUAAAACAUUAACAAUG
This is a messenger RNA of Brassicogethes aeneus, 2367 nucleotides long. NCBI's taxonomy places the organism in Eukaryota, Metazoa, Arthropoda, Insecta, Coleoptera, Nitidulidae. The record is from the annotation of a GenBank genome assembly.